Messenger RNA from Asparagus officinalis (garden asparagus), 1940 nucleotides. Its product is annotated as probable glycerol-3-phosphate dehydrogenase [NAD(+)] 1, cytosolic. Gene Ontology annotation, biological process: carbohydrate metabolic process; glycerol-3-phosphate catabolic process. The record is from RefSeq and is a predicted model, not a curated record. The transcript is spliced from 5 exons. Gene Ontology annotation, molecular function: NAD binding; glycerol-3-phosphate dehydrogenase [NAD(P)+] activity. Bases 326 to 1720 code for a protein of 464 amino acids. Gene Ontology annotation, cellular component: cytosol; glycerol-3-phosphate dehydrogenase (FAD) complex. Lineage: Eukaryota; Viridiplantae; Streptophyta; Magnoliopsida; Asparagales; Asparagaceae.
CGCUAUCAAACUCCGGAGCUAAAAUUAAGCGGUUUGCUCCGGUUGAAUAUUUUAUAAUUUAUGUUGGUGAGUUAGAUCACCCAAACUCCAGCGGCGCUAACAAAGCUUUGUGCUGCGGUUGAGAGUUGCUUGCAAGUAUUAACGUUUGAUCCGGUAGUUAGUGAGAUUCGAAGGGAAACCGAUGAGUUGGGUUUGGGCUUCUCAUUGAGAAUUGGAGGUUUUGAGGUAAUACAAAGUAAACUGCGCGCAAGUCUCGUUGUUAUGCAACACAUUAAUUUGAUUUGACCGUUGGAAACAAUUUGGGCUCAGUAACUCUCGAGGGAAAAUGGUCGGGAGCACGGACGGCAAUCGCAGCCCCGGUCACCCCAACGGAUCAAACCACGGCCCCCACAGGUCAGCUGAGCUAAAGCUCGAUGAGCUCAGGCGAGUCCUCAGCAAAUCCGAGGGCAGCCUCUUGAAGAUCGUGGGCAUUGGGGCCGGAGCUUGGGGCAGCGUCUUCGCUGCCCUGCUCCAGGACGCCUACGGCCAGUUCCGCGACAAAAUCCAGAUCAGAAUCUGGCGAAGGCCCGGGAGGUCUGUCGACAGGUCGACCGCCGAGCACCUCUUCGAGGUGAUCAAUUCGAGGGAGGACGUGCUGCGCCGGCUGAUCAGGAGAUGCGCGUACCUGAAGUACGUCGAGGGGAGGUUGGGGGACAGGGUUCUGUACGCUGAUGAGAUUCUGAGGGACGGGUUCUGCUUGAACAUGAUCGAGACUCCGCUGUGCCCGAUGAAGGUCGUGACGAACUUGCAGGAGGCGGUUUGGGACGCGGAUAUCGUCGUCAACGGGUUGCCGUCGACGGAGACCAGGGAGGUCUUUGAGGAGAUUAGUAGGUAUUGGAAGGAGAGGCUCAGCGUGCCGAUUAUUAUCUCUUUGGCGAAGGGGAUCGAGGCUGCUCUUGAUCCGUUGCCUAGGAUUGUGACUCCUACUCAGAUGAUCCAAUGCGCAACUGGAGUCCCAAUUGAGAAUAUACUUUACCUUGGUGGUCCAAACAUUGCUUCUGAGAUCUAUAAUAAGGAGUAUGCGAAUGCUCGAAUAUGUGGAGCUGAGAAAUGGAGGAAACCUCUAGCAAAGUUUUUAAGGCAGCCGCAUUUCAUUGUGUGGGAUAAUAGCGAUCUGGUUACCCAUGAAGUUAUGGGCGGUCUGAAGAAUGUCUAUGCUAUUGGUGCCGGAAUGGUAGCAGCACUAACCAAUGAGAGUGCUACCAGCAAAUCGGUAUAUUUUGCACAUAGUACUUCUGAAAUGAUAUUCAUAACUCAUCUGUUAGCAGAGGAGCCAGAGAGGCUUGCUGGCCCUUUGCUAGCUGAUACUUAUGUAACCCUAUUAAAAGGUCGUAAUGCUUGGUACGGGCAAAUGCUAGCCAAAGGAGAAUUGAGUCCCGCUAUGGGAGACAGCAUCAAAGGAAAAGGAAUGAUUCAGGGUGUAUCUGCAGUUGGUGCAUUUUAUGAGCUCCUUAGUCAACCCAGCUUAAAUGUUUUGCAUCCCGAAGAAAACAAGCAUGUUGCUCCUGUGGAAUUGUGCCCUAUUCUUAAAACAUUAUACAAGAUAUUGAUCAAAAGGGAGCUUUCCACAGAGGGAAUUCUACAAGCAUUAAGAGAUGAAACUGCAAAUGAUCCUCGUGAUCGUAUUGAGAUAGCACAAACCCAUGCUUUCUACAAACCAUCGCUCCUCGGUCAACCCUGAGAUGAGAGGGAAAAAAGUCUUUGUCUUGCAAGUUUUGUCAUUUAUUUGAUUUGAUUGAUUCAAUCUUGGUUACAUGGUUAAACAUACGGCUUGUUGAUUGAUUCAAUCUUGGUUUAGUUAAGAAUAGCAUCUGUUUGUUGGUGUUCUGCCCUUUGAACUUAAUAUUUGAAAUCCUAUGAAACUUGACAAUUUAUGGGAAAUCCAUCAUUUCUUAUGUAAA